This is a messenger RNA of Pocillopora meandrina, 9997 nucleotides long. Lineage: Eukaryota; Metazoa; Cnidaria; Anthozoa; Scleractinia; Pocilloporidae. The record is from the annotation of a GenBank genome assembly.
AUGUUACUAUUUAUUUUUAAGUUGGAAGAGACAACCAAUUUUGAAGAAAGACGUGAGAUUAGACAAAAGCUUAGAGAGCUACGCAAAAAGAAACUUGAUGCUUUAGAGUCAGCUACAACUACAGCAAAUGAAAGACCAAGAAGGAGGGAUAGAGUGAAAAGAGAAGAGCAAACUACUAUUAUAACAGAGACAAAAACAACCACUGGUGAUUCUUUGGAGCCAUCAACAGUACAAACUAAGGUGGAGGUUAGUUAUAGUCACACAGUGGCAACUGAUGAACCCUCUGAAAAUGGUCAUGAAAAUGGACAUGUUGAAAGUGAAAAUGUUGUUGAAGAGGAAACAGUUUCUGCUAAAGAGGAAAAUGUUGUUGAGGAACAGCCAGUGGAAGGUGAAAGUGCAGCUCAGUUUAGUAUAGAAAUAAAUGGGGAAAAAAGUUCCCAAGAUAAAGAUGAAGAAGAAGUGGUGCCAACCCCACAGUCUGAACUUUCCACAGACACUGAAACCGUAGAAAAAUCCUCUGAAAAAGUCAUUGAGGAUGAACCAGCACAGGACAAUGAAGAAGAAGAAGAAGAAGUGGAAGAAGUGGAAUUAACACCAGAAGUGAUUGAGAAGAUGGAGGACUUAGAUCAAUUAGAGAAACUGGUGAGCAUGAGUCAAAACAAUUUUUCUGUGUGGUUCAAUUUACUCCAUUUCUUAAACUGUGCAUUCAUCCAAAGCCUUUUAACCAUUUAAGUUUUGACAUCAGUAUCCAUAUUCUCCAUACUCUUCUUAACUCAUUUCCUUUGGUACUGACAAGGAGAAUUUGUUUUACAAUCAAUAGGUUUUUAGUUGGUGAUUGUUUCCUCCAUUCUCAUGACCUCAAAUGUGUGUUUCAGAGUUGGUAUUGUAAGGAGAAAUUAGAUGCUAGUCACUCUAAUGGGUCAAAGGGUUAAAAGUUGAAAAAACUUUUUUUGAAAGCAAUUUAGAGAACACUUGAAAAAUUAAUGAUUCUGUGAUUCAUUACCUUCAUUUCUUCCCCCUUUUAUUUUUUCUUACUUUUCCCUUUUUUUUUUUCAGCUUAAAGAUGUUCCUUUAAAUGAAUAUGCUCUGAGAAAGGCAAUAAGGCUACAAAUAAGACAACUGAGAGUCAAGAAAGGUUUGUGUUUUUCUGUUCUCACUAUGCUCUAAGUUUUAAAUGACUGAGAUUUCACCAGAACUUAAUAUCUUUAUAACCUUUUCUUUGCAAACUUGCGAAAUGAAGUUAUCAUGGAGCAGUGAUUCAUUUUUUUGCAUAACUUUCAGAUAGCAUUUUUUGUGUUUCAAACAGUGGUAAUAGCAGCAUCCCAUACUUCAUUUUUAUAACCCUUUACACCCAUACAUCAGUAUGCAUAUUCUCUAUACUGAUCUCUAUAGAAUUCCCAUAGUACUGACAGGAGUUUUUGUGCAUUCAGAUCAAGGGCUCCUUCAGCUAGUGAUAACAUCCUGUAUUCUUGCAACAUUAAUGUCUGAUUCAUUGGUAAAACUGUGAGGAGAAAGUCAGUGCUAUUCACUCUUAGGGGUUAAAGGGUUAUCUGUUCCUUUUAAUGCCCCUUAGGACAUGAAAUUGAUAUAAUCUCAACUGAAUUAAGUAUUUUGCAAGUUCUUUUAGUUCUCUGGUAAAUUAGCAAUUUUGAAGUGUAGAUGGAUAACUUGAGAUAUGAUCAAACUACAGCAAUGCAAAAGAAUACUCGAGUGGCAUCUAAAUUCAAGUCAGAGGCUCCAGCACCUAAGGGAAUGAGGUUAGUAUAGCAGCUGCUUUGAGACACAAAAGUAAUCUGUUGCCUGUUUGUACUCACUUUUAUAUUGACAGAGAUGAACAAAGAUAGUGAAAUUGGGCUAGGGUUUAGAAAGAGAGAUAGAGUCAAUCAAGAAGAUGACUUACCAGGAAAUAAAACAUCCGUGAGAAACCAACCUUCUGAGUGUUCCAGGUCACAGAUAUCUGAUGAUAGUGGAUUGAGUUCCGGUACUGAAACCAUGGCUUCAGUAUCCAUUGAUGAGGAUAAUGUUCAGCUUGAUAUUGACAGUGUGAAGCCCCAAGCAGUGGCUAGUGACUCUGAUGCAGAUGAUGCUUCCUCCACAGUAUCUAGCUUAACCUCUGGGAGUGCUUCCGAGCCAGAGGUUGUCAAAUCUCCACCUCCAAGACCUCCUAAACCAUCUAGACCUAUGUCAAGCACUCCUAUCGAGAGAAGAUCUGAUGGAGAGCUUUCAGGAGAUUUUAAAACUCGAGUACUAGGAAGCUCAACUACACCAAUAAGAGAUCUGUCAAAAAAGCCUAAAUCUUCAGGUCCUGAGCAAGUGGAUUUCCGAAACCAACUUAAGAAAACUGGUUUGAGAGCUGAUAGAGAUUUGACAGCACAGGGGAAAAGACAACAACAGGGAGAUUUCCGUGGACAACUGAAGUCAACAGGUAUUGAUGCAUCAAGAAAUUUAUCAGUGCUAAGAAAUGCAGGUAAAAAAAAGGAAGGGUCUGCUCAGGUUGAUUUCAGAGGACUUCUUAACAAAGCAAAGGGUUCUGAGAGUCCUGUUGAUAAAAAAACACCUCCACGUCCUCCCCCAACAUACUUAUCAAAGAUAGCAGACUCUGGGGCUUCAGCUUCCCGAACCUCUGCUGGAAGUCUGUCAACUGAUGGCAAGGAAGGGGCAAAGGACUCGGAAAGUAAAGCUGGUCGAAAGAUCUCAAGUUCAGACCUGCUGAACAUGUUGCAUAAGCCUGUUGAGACUUCCAAGGAAAGUUAUCUUGUACAGCGAGGUAUCAAGAAGGCAGAGGCCUCAAAAUCGGUGACUCAGAAGUUUGUAGCACCAUCAACUAGUACAACAGAUGAGGCACUUCAAGCUCGCAUGGCAGUGAGAAAGGAAAGGUCAGAGAAACUUAUUCCUCCAGUCAAAGAUCCUCGAGAACAAAGAAGAGCUUCCAAAGAUGAGGAAAUGAAAGAUUUUCGUACAGUGUUAAAGAAAGCUGCUACUCAAAAAUCAAGAGUAUUGCCCAAAGGAAUUGAACAUGAAGGGGAGCAGGAAACUUCAGCAGGUGAAGCCAAAAGGUAAGAGGGUUUCAAAUGAAGCUAUUUUUGUGAUGGUGUUUUGUAAGUCUUGUUCUGUGGUGUGAUUCUGUGAUUCUGCUUGCUAAUAAUAAACUGAUCUUUCUUGCAAAUUCUCUCCUAUUGACUUUCUAUUUUCUUUCUUUACCUAACCUCUACAGAACCUGUCUACAAGGCUGUCUCUGGCAUGCAGGUCUUUUUAUAAGUUUCAGUAAAUUAUUGUAACUGAGCUGUUUUUAAAAAUUUGGCUAGGAAACUUUUUGUAUAAGAAAGCCAGAAUCUGCUCUUUGGAAGAAACAGGGAAGUUGGAAUAAUUAAUCAGAGAACUUUCUAGUGAGAGUGACAUUGUAAAGUUGGCAAAAACUGCAUUAAUAGUUUGUACAUCUGUUUCAUUGACAAAAUCCUAUUCUGAGUAAAAAUAUUUUGACAAUUCUAGGAAUGGUUGAAUGCAAAAGCUUCCUUUUGAAACCACAUCAAGUAUACCUUUUUUUCAACAAUUCUAAAUCUCUCUCUUAAGAUCCUGCAGCAAUUAUGAACUUUAAAUGUCCUUGAUAACUGCUUUGUACACCUGAAAUUUUCCCUUCUAGUUCAACAUUCAAGUUUCACUUCCAAGUUGAAUUAACAUUCUAGUUGUGUUCAAAUUUUUUCUUUUAUUUUUCCAUAACUGUCUGUAAGCACAAAAUUUGGACCAUUGACCUCUCAGAAAAUUCAAUGAUGUUGACUUUGUUUUUAAAAUUGGCAACUUUGUGAACCAGGUCUUGUUUUUAUUUCCUUUUUCAAAAAGCAAAUUGGAUGACAAUUUUGCUAGAACUAGUGUUACAUGAACCUGAAUUGCCAAUCGGCCCAUGCAGUCAUUCAAACCUUUCAGUUUAAGACAAUUAAACAAAUUUGUAAUUAAAAUACUUCUGUUUGAAGACCACCUGCCAAUCUGCGAUUGAUCAUGAAAUGAACCUGAAGAUUAUAACUGUCAGUAUUGAUUUGUGAUCUGUUGUUAUCUGACAAUUAGUGUGAAUAAAGAGAACAAAAAUCAAAACAGAUGUCUUGUGUCAUUCUCUAAUUAACUGAAAGGUAAAAGCUGAUACAACCAAAAAAUUAAAAAAUUCUAACAAUUUCAAAAAUGUCAUGGUUACUGACCAAUCAAAAUGAAUUAUAGACAAUCAGUUUUUUUUACUGCAAGAUAACAAUCUUGUCCAUGAUAAUCAAUCAAAUUGAUAUUUAUAAAAAGGAUGUGGUUCCUAUGUAAAACAUGAUGCAAACUAUUCCAAAAAUUUCUCAUUAACAGUCAAUCAAAGUAAAAAUAGUAUAAAAGAGCAAUAACAUACUUUCACCAGAAACCAGCUGUACUAGAAUUAGACACCUACUGUGUUCAUAAUGCUUGAGUCAACUUCAUGAAAUAACUCCAAUAUGGCUUGUGAACAUUCUUGUGUCCUUACUUUGUGUUAAAAACCCUCUGCUGAAGACAUGUUUUUUUUAAAGUAUCUUCUGUAUUUCUGGUGAUUUCUAAUGACCUAGUCACUCUGACUGUUGUCCUCUUAUUUAUUCAAGAUGCUCACUGAUAAGAUAAACUGCCACCAAAUCUUUUAGUUUGUACUGAUGGUAACCAGACUGUGACACAGUUUAACAGAUUGUCUGUUCUUUUUCUAUUUACAACUGCUUAUCCUUUUUUCUUAGUUCUUAAACCUUUGCUGUGCUGAUGGCUUAACUACACUAAUUUUGUGUUUUAUGUUGGUUUUUGUGAAAUUGAACAUGAAAUUUUGAUGAACAGAAGAUGUGCAUUUACAUCUUAAUUACAGUGUUUUACUUGGCAUUAUUGGUAUUUGUUUAAAAUAAAACCUUCCCAUAUGUCAAACAUAAUGUGUUUUUUUUAUGAGUUGUAUUUAUUAGAAAAACAGUUAUUACAGCUGUAACUUAAUGUUAAUUUGUGUGGUCUUACUGCUUAAAAAUGUUAUUGUUCUUACAGUCAAAUAUAGAGUUGUAUUUAGAGUUGUCAUGACAGUCUUAUAUGCGGAACCUUAAGUUCAAACAUUUCAAAUUGCUCUCCAGGUGAAUAGUUUGGGGAAUAAUUAAGUUUUAUCAAACUUUGUAAAAGUGUGCACACCUUUAGUAGAUGAAAAGGUUAAUCAGUGUUUAGAGGAUAAAGUCUUAUAAUUAUAGUUAAAUCCUCUGAGGGGGGGAAUGUGAUGAUACUGUUUCAUUUACCACAGAAACCUGCGGGCUCCCUAUAUCUUGGUCUUUCCUGGGAGUUAAAAUUUUCAUUUUCUAGGUCUUACUGCUUUUUUGGAUUGGAAAGAACUUUGUUGACCCUUCUUUGGGGAAAGCAAUUAUGGGAGGGGUGUCUAAUGGUCUUGCAUCAAAUUAGUGAGAAAAUAAUCCUAAACUUAAGAGGAGACACUUCCCUAUAGUUACAAAACUUUUUCUCUGUUUAAUUUUAUCAAGAUGUUUAUUUGAGUGUUUAACAAUGAGAUGUUUUUUUCUCCUCUCAAUCACUUUUAGUGCCUAAGUUUUCAAAUGUCUUACCCCAUGCUCUCCUAUUGCAGGCCAAAGUUGGCCAAAUAUUGACACCUACCCAAAUUUAUUGAACUCUGCAAUACUUUAAACAUGUACUCUUGAUCUGUAGGUUUAAUACAUACUUAGCUCUCCUGUGUUAUCCCAGAUAUAUAUUUUGUUCAAAAAAAGGUUCAUAUCUAUACAGCAGAUGGAAAUAAGUUUGUUUUUGAGUAGAAUUUUAUGCAAGGGAGAAGGUGAAGGGACUGGUGACCUUUUUUCCAUUAGAUAAGAAAUUCCUUCACGUUUCCUAAAGGAAUAACAAUGAAAGUUCAAAAUAAGGAAUUAUCAUUUCUGUUUGAUGCAUGGAAUAAAUUUUAAUUGUGAAAGUGAAAAUUGAUGCUUGGCUCAUUAGUGAGGCAGCUUCAUUACCACUGCAACUAAAUUAAUUUGAGGGUGAUUUUCCUUUUGUGCUUCUGUGUUUUUAUUCUUUGUUGAUUCAGUCUUAGUUGUAAUUGCAUGAAAUCUUUGUGUUUCCUUCCUAGGAAUGAAAGAUUUUCAAUAGACAUCCAAGACAAGAAUGAACUUGCAAAGUUACGAGCAGAUCUUUUACGUCAAAAAGAAAUACAGGACAAGGAACCUUCAGAAACAAAAACUGUCACAACUGUCAGGGAGAAGACAGUUAAGGAGACUGAUGGGGGACAGGGAACAACAACAACAGAGGUUAAAAAGACAACUGAGGUACACAAGACAGGGGAAGGUACCACAACAGUGACUAAAACAACAAAAACAACUACAGGAGGUAGUAAAGGUUGGUGUCUCUUUUAAUCACUUCCUGAUCUUGCUGAUAAUUCCUUUUGAGUUUUACAUCUGAUUCAAGAAUAAAUUGAUAUUAAUAGGAAAAAGAUCUCAGUUGAUCUCAAAGGUCUAAAGAAGAUACAUAGCAGUGGUUUGUACUUUGCUAGUUCAACAAUUAAACCCUUUACACCCCAACAUCAGUAUCCAUAUUCUCCAUAGUGUUCUCUAUACAUUUCCUAAGGUGCUGAUAAGGAGAAUUUGUGUAUCACUUAGAGCUUCUUCAGUUGUAAAAUGAAAUAAAACAGACAUCUCUAGAGAGUUAAAAAAUGAAAACCUAAUGUUUACAACUUCACGAGCAACACAACUUAAACUUCAGUUUAUUGAUCAGGGUGUUAUCCAUUGAAGGGAGGGUUUUUCUUGUGAAUGUAUCUGAUUCCUCUCCACCAAAAACCUACUAUUUGUAGUUUGUAUUUGAGUCUAAAGAUGUUCAGAAUGAUUUGAUAUUUUAUUCUGAAAGCACAUACAGUGAGUCACCUCAAUAUAUUGUUGUGUUAAAUAUAGUGGAUGAUUCAAUAUGUUUGAGGUUAAAGAAUUUCUUCGUAACAUUUUUGUUAUGAGAAAGUCUUGCAUGUAUUUAAGGAAAAUUUUCAGCACAAAGAAACAAAUUUUUAUGGAUAUCCAAAGGGAGGACUAGGUCUCCUGGCAGGUUUUAUUUUCCUUGUUUACAAAAUUAAUGCUAAAUUUUUAGGUUUUGCUCACUACAUUAUUUUCACCACAUUUUCAAUGAGACAGGUGCUACUGUUUGAUAUGUAACUGUCAAGUCAUUAUCACCUUCAUUUACUUUUCUUGUAUUCUUUUAUUAUCAGACAUGAAUUAUUUAACUCUCUUUUGUUUAGAGAGAACCCUGAGAGGGAAAUGUGAAAACUUUUUCACCCAUGUUCAAUUAUACUGUUUGUAGCACUCAUUAAUAUUUAACGCAUACCAAAUUUAUUCACUGUAGACAAUACGAGGUAUAGUUUAUGUUUUGAUCUAAGAAGCGGAUAUUUGUGGAAAGAAAGGUAUCAGUGUUCUACUUGGAGAAAUUCUGACAAUCUAAGUAACUUGGUUCUUUGAAAUUUGUUCACCUGAUCAUCUAUACCUUGGUAAGCAGAUGAAAAGCCUUGAAUUUCACAAAUUUAUGUCUUUAUUUGACACUUAAUACUUGUUUGUCUCUUGCUUGAGGGCCUAGCUACAGCAGGUUAUUACCCUUAGCCAUGAACGGAUAACAAAUUCUCAGAAAUAUUAGAGUACAGGGAAUUUCACAGGAGCAAAUGAGAAAAUUUUUAAAGUACUUGCUGCUCAAAGUUUAGCACUAGACAAUUGAACUUAAUUUCAGAUAACUGUGUGCAUACACUGUAAAAUAAUGUUUUCAGCAAAUUUUAUGGGGUCGAUGAAAAAAUUAAUCUUUUGAAAUAUGAACUAUUCUCAGCUCUUCAAGUGAAUCACAGAUUAUUUUUUUUAACCUUUAACUCUGCAGUACUCAUCACAAUUUCUUCAUUUAUUAUUAGGGGCUUCAAUUGAUGCACUGUUUGCACAAAGGAAGAAAGAGAGAAUGAUGGCCAAAAAGAAAGCAGAUGCAAACACAAAGGACAGAAGGAAUGCAUUUAAACAGCAGCUGGAAGCUCAAGCACCAAAAGUGUAUGUAAAAAAAUUAUUUUUAAUGUAAAGUAAUAUAGUUAAUACAGAUAAAUAUAGAUCUAGUGUGAAAAGAAAAAUCCUGGAAAAUGAUUUAUGGGUAAAAUGAUAACCUAUCUACAAUUGCCUUUGAUACCAGAGAAAUUAAUUUGGACUGAACUGUAGGAUUACAAAUUUUUAAUGAACCAAAAUUCAGUAUUGCUGCAUAUAAUCAUGACUAAAACACCAACAGCUUAUUGCCAAAGCUUCCUUUAAAGUCAGGUUUUGAAAUGUUACAUGUUUUUUCUGUGAUAAGCUAGAGCACAAUAAUUGUUUGGCUUGUUAGCUGAUGUCACCUUUAAUAUCAAUAUUACUAUUGCAGUGAAGGUGGUAGGAAGUUCACUAGUGGCAACACUGCUGUAAACCAGCUCCAGGAAUGGUGUCGUCGAAGAACUAAGUUUCAUGAGGUUAGUUGAUGCUUUCACCCAAGAAUCAGUUGAAAUUUUGGUUUCAGAAAGUAAUUUGAACUGAGCUGUUGGAUUGCAAAAUUUUUCUCUCACCCAAGAAUCAGUUAAAAUAAUCUUUUUUUUGAUGCUUUAUAAUUAAUACUGUGCAGCUGAGCACUAUAACUUCAAAGGUUCAUGCACUGUACUCAUUCAUGUUUACAAAUGAAUUUGUACGCUUUGAGGCAGCACUGGUAGAGACUGAGGAAUAGUUCAUGGCAAUAGUUCCUGAAAUUGUCACUUUUGUGUGCCAUUAUAGGGAGUGGACAUUCAGAACUUUACUACCAGCUGGGCCAAUGGGUUGGCUAUGUGUGCUCUGCUAAAUUACUUCCUACCCGAGAAGAUUCCAUAUGAAACUCUGAAUCCUGAAGACAAAAAGGGAAAUUGGACCCUGGCCUUUAAAGUUGCCAAGUGAGUAAAGUUUUAAAGACAAAAUGAAUAGUCUGUCUCUGUGUACUUUACCAGCUUAGGAUUCAUAGAGUCGUAUUCAACUGCUGUUGUGAUAACCCAGAGGCCCACAAUGUGAAGCAAAGUGAGAUAGGGUGUUACUUUCACAUUUUGGUCAUUUAUCUUAACCCUGUACACCCUAUCAUCAGUAUGCAUUGUCUCCAUACUGUUCUCUAUACAUUUCUUAAGGUGCUAACAAGGAGAAUUUGCCUAACAAUCAAGAGCCUCUUUAGUUGGUGAUCAUUUCCUUUAUUCUCAUGACCUUAGUGUGUGAUUCAGGUUUGAUAUUGUAAGGAGAAAUUAGAUGCUAGUCACUCUUAGGGGUUAAAGCUUGUACAGGGUGAUAAAAUAAUACUACAGUAACUUUUAAACAUGAUUGUUAUCAUGAUGGGAAAUAAUUAACAUCUAGUCCACCAGACUUGGGAUAUAGAGUUCAAAUGUGAACACCUGGUGCCAGGUUGUUUUGAUAUUGGACAACUAAAACACUUUGUUCUGACUGUGCCCUUCUGUGCAAGUGUGUAGAUGUUGCCUAUUCAGGGCAAGGCUUUCAAAUUUCAAGACCUUGAGCCCAGUGCCCCUCUGGGCAAGUUUGUAAAUGUUGUCAAUUGGUAAAGCUUUGAAUCUUACUCCACUAACAAUUCUCCUCAGGGGAAUGUAGAAAUCUCGUCUUUCUAUUGGUUCAUUACCUUGGAGGGCUGGUAGUUUGAUAGUUUGUUAUCACCAAUCCAGUAUUUUAAGUUCUUAUUUUGAUUUCUCCUUCAUAAAAAUGUGUCAUAUUAUUAUAUGGGGUACUUCUUUAGUGCAAGGGAAACUAGAUGAAAUGAAGUAUUCAUAUUACAUUCUCUCUGUGAUAGCUCCAGCUAUUAUGAUCGAGCUACAUGGCUAGUGAGACUGAAGAAUUUUUUGUUUGCUCUUAUCAGUGAGGAGGGCAUUGAACCUUUGUUGGAGUUGGAAGACGUUAUGGCUGUUGAUGUCCCUGAACCCAAAAGUCUGAUCACUUAUGUCCAUUUUGUCUACCAACACUUUUCAGAGAAAAAACAACAGCAACAGCAAGCAUAG